Messenger RNA from Hemisphaericaspora subhashii, 2424 nucleotides. Its product is annotated as histone demethylase. Gene Ontology annotation, biological process: chromatin remodeling. NCBI's taxonomy places the organism in Eukaryota, Fungi, Ascomycota, Pichiomycetes, Serinales, Debaryomycetaceae. The transcript has a single exon. Bases 1 to 2424 code for a protein of 807 amino acids. The record is from RefSeq and is a predicted model, not a curated record. Gene Ontology annotation, cellular component: nucleus. Gene Ontology annotation, molecular function: DNA binding; histone demethylase activity.
AUGACGGCCGCUGCUGAUUCUUCUUUCAAUAAGGAUCUAUUAAUGCCAUGUCCAAUUCUUAAACCCAAUGAGCUGGAAUUCGCUGAUCCUAUUGGAUAUUUGGCUAGAAAAGAUGUGGCUGAAUUAGCUGCUAAAUAUGGAAUUCUUAAAAUCGUACCACCAAAAGAUUGGAAACCUCCACGGUCACUUUCUCCUAAUUUUAAAUUUCAUGUUCGAAAACAAGAUUUAAAUGAUUUAGGAUUGGUGAAUAGGUCACGGAAAUUCUUUCAGGAUAAUAUUAAUCGGUUUUGGAAAAUGAGACGGAAAAAGCAAUUGCCUUUGUAUUUCACCGUAGAUGGUAAUAGUGAGAAGAUAUAUUAUUAUGACCUCUAUAUUGAUGUUAAGAACCGAGGUGGAUGGCGGAAUAUUACGAGAGCGGAUUGGAGUGAAAUAAAUCAUAAAUACCACCAGCCUUCCUACGCAACUGACAUUGAAAAUGAAUAUGAAAAGAAUAUCUUGUAUUAUGAGAAAUAUCUUACAAGUCACUUUGGUGACACGGGUGAAUUUCCCGAGAGUGAUUCUGAAGAUGAGAGGGAUAACUGUUUGAUCUGUAACAAGAAUGAUCAUCCUGACCAAACUUUGUUAUGUGACCAUUGUGAUAAUCCAUUUCAUACCUAUUGUUUAAAGGUUCCAUUACAAUCAAUCCCCUCAGGGAAAUGGUAUUGUGAUAAAUGUUUGAUUGGAACUGGAGAAUAUGGAUUUGAUGAAGAUUUAGAUCAUGACUAUGAUUUACCGGAAUUUUAUCAAAAAUGUCUUGAAUUCGAUACUAAUUUUGCCACUGAAUAUAAUAAUGGAAACCCAUUAACUGUAGAUUUAAUUGAAGAGAAAUUUUGGUCAUUUGUAACAUCAGAAAAUUCAAAUAUUCAAGUCUUAUAUGGUGCAGAUAUUCAUAAUUUAAAACCAGGAGAAAUUAGUGGAUUCCCUAUGAAAAAUACUCCAAAUUUAGAUCUAAAAAGCCUGCUAAAUCAAUAUUAUAUCAAUCACCCUUGGAAUUUGACUCGAUUACCAUUUGCAAAAGGAUCGUUAUUGAAUUAUAUAAACACGGCUAUUUCCGGUAUGACAAUCCCUUGGAUCUAUAUUGGUUCUUUAUUAUCAACGUUCUGUUGGCAUGUGGAAGAUCAUUAUACAUUAUCCGCUAAUUAUUGUCAUUUUGGAGCUACCAAGAAAUGGUAUGGGAUUCCAUCUAGUCAUGCCGAUAAAUUUGAAACAUUGAUGAAAACAAUUUCUCCCGAUUUAUUUAAAAAACAACCGGAUUUAUUACAUCAAAUAACGACUUUAUUAUCGCCUAUGAGAAUUGUGGGAGAUGGUAUUCCAUGUACUUAUGCCGAUCAAAAUCCAGGGGAAUUUAUCGUCACAUAUCCUCGAGUAUAUCAUGCUGGGUUUAAUUGUGGGUUUAAUUUCAAUGAAGCAGUUAAUUUCACGAUGGAUGAUUGGUUACCAUUUGGUGAAAUGGCAAUUGAAGAAUAUAAAAUCACUAAAAAACCAAAUGUUUUCAGUCAUUAUGAAUUACUUGAAAAUAUUAUGAAAAGAUUUAAUAGACAAACAGGCUUGAUAUCGAAAUCUACUAUUGAUUUAGUUCAGAGGAGUUUAAAACAAUAUGAGGGUUUUAUAGAUAAACAAAGGUCAUUGUUAUUUCGGAUUAAUAAAACUAGUUUCUCACUUGAGUACAAGCCUGUUAUUGAACGUAUAUUAACUGAAGAGGAAAAAUUAUAUGGAGUAAAUGAAGAAUAUGAAGAAGAUGAUAAACUUUGUGACGGAUGUAAGACUCAUCUUUGUUAUCAAUAUUGUGUGAUAGGUAAUGGCAAUCAGAAUGAUUCUUCUUCACAGAAGCCGCUGGAACAACUUCCUACACCAUCAUCUAAUCUUUCACCUUCUGCUUCAGGCAAUGUUGAUGAAAUCAAGCCUGAAGAAGAAGACAAGAAGGAAGUUAUUCAUAUUCAUGAUGAUGACGACAGUGCAACAUGCAUGAUGGAUGAAUUUGAUAAAGUGAUAAAUGAAGCUAAGAAACGUGCAACAAGUGAAGAACCCAAUGAAGAAUCAAAUAAGCGUCGUAGAUCGUCCAGAAGAAGAUCAAGUUCACAUAAACCAAUAUAUAGUAUUGAUUACCUAUCUGCGGCCACCAAGGUGAAGAAAGCUCCGUCGUCUCCAGUUGGCCAUAAGAUGAAUACAAGAGGUAGUGGAGGAAGGAUGAUGAUGAAGUCUAAGCCCAAGCAAGAGAAAAAACCAACGCAAAUAAGAUUGUGCUUAGAAUGUGUGGUAAAGAAAUAUGAUGAUGAUGAUUAUGAGAAUGUCCCACCUAAUAGUAAAUUAAUAUAUGAAAAGCAUCUUAAUAAUUUGGAAGCUUUCAUUUUAGAAACAAAGAGAAGUCUUGAGAAGGUUGGGUAA